AUGAGCAUCGAUACUCACACACAUCCAGUGGAGGAGAAGAAGGGCUCACCUCCUUCCGAUGAGAUUUCCCUCAAUCUCCCCCCGCUCGAUGCACUGCCCAAGGGUCGCUGGGAACGCACCUGGCCCACGAUCGCUUGCGGUGCAGGUCUAUUUUCCGACGGCUAUCUGAAUGGAGUGAUCGGGCAAGUCAACACCAUUCUCGCGCUUCUGUACCCCGACACGUAUGCCUCGUCUCCAGCCAGUCAAAAUGUCUCCGCCAUUGCAUUUGCCGGUACGGUCGUCGGUAUGUUGAUCUUCGGUUACACCAGUGACCAUUGGUCGCGGAAGUGGUCAUUGAUGAUUUCGACCAUUAUCCUCUUCGUCUUUGCGGCUCUGUGCGCCGGCGCAUACGGCGCCGGCGGAAGUCAGUACGGCAUGUUCGCCGCGCUCACCGCGUAUCGAUUCUUCAUCGGCGUGGGCAUCGGAGGUGAAUACCCGGCGGGAUCAGUAGCGGCGGCUGAGAAUUCUGGAGAACUCAAGGCGGGCCAUCGGAAUCGCUGGUUUAUCAUGUUUACGAAUUUCCAGAUUGACUUUGGAUUUGUGGUUUCGGCCCUAGUGCCAACCAUCUUGAUUCUCAUUUGCUCAGAAAAUCAUCUGCGCCUGGUGUGGCGUCUUUCUCUGGGGCUGGGUGUCAUUCCACCCUUGAGUCUGCUGUAUCUGCGACUCAAGCUGAAUGAGCCGGAAGAAUUCAAUCGCGAGCGGAUGCGCAAGUUUCCAGUGUGGUUAAUCAUCAAAUUUUAUUGGUUCCGCCUGUCGGUGGUCUCUCUGAUCUGGUUCAUCUAUGACUUCUCCUCGUAUUCAUUCGGACUGUACUCCUCCGAAUGGAUCGGCAUCAUCACGGGUGACAACGCACCUUUGUGGAAAACUUUCGGAUGGACCACCUUGACCUACCUGUUCUACUUGCCUGGCUCUGGGCUCGGUGCCUUUGUGAGUGACUGGCUUGGUCCUCGUCAGACGCUUGCCAUUGGAGUACUUCUGCAGGGUAUCGUUGGAUUCAUCAUGUCCGGCUGCUACGAGUGGCUCGCAACCCCCAAGAAUGUGGGCGGUUUCGUUGUGGUCUACGGUAUCUUCCUCGCGCUGGGAGAAUUUGGCCCUGGCGACAAUCUCGGGUUGUGCGCGGCCAAGAGCAGUGCUACUGCUAUCCGUGGCCAGUAUUACUCCUACGCCGCCGCCAUUGGCAAGAUCGGUGCUUUUGUCGGUACCUAUGUCCUCCCGAUCGUUCGCAAAAACGCACCCAACGCCAUUCGCAAGGGACAAGAUCCGUUCUUUGUAUCCAGCGCCCUCUGCAUCUUCAGCGCUUUCUUGGCAUUCUUCUUACUGCCUCAGAUUGAUCAGGACACUAUCACCAGCGAGGAUGCUCGGUUCCGUGACUAUCUCAACCAACAUGGCUACGACACCUCAACCAUGGGCAACCGUGGUCAAAUCACUACCCGUCGAGAGGUAGUUGACGGUCAACAUCUAGCUUGA
Penicillium diatomitis is the source of this 1506-nucleotide messenger RNA. RefSeq names its product putative MFS phospholipid transporter (Git1). Gene Ontology annotation, molecular function: carboxylic acid transmembrane transporter activity. Gene Ontology annotation, cellular component: plasma membrane. Gene Ontology annotation, biological process: carboxylic acid transport; transmembrane transport. The record is from RefSeq and is a predicted model, not a curated record. Bases 1 to 1506 code for a protein of 501 amino acids. NCBI's taxonomy places the organism in Eukaryota, Fungi, Ascomycota, Eurotiomycetes, Eurotiales, Aspergillaceae. The transcript has 5 exons.